Molecule: messenger RNA, 3026 nt
Organism: Magallana angulata
Lineage: Eukaryota; Metazoa; Mollusca; Bivalvia; Ostreida; Ostreidae
Exons: 15
Coding region: 205-2091 (628 amino acids)
Cellular component (GO): plasma membrane
Molecular function (GO): ABC-type transporter activity; ATP binding; ATP hydrolysis activity
Source: RefSeq, a predicted model, not a curated record
UUGAACCGAAACAACAACAUGUGGUCAAACACGUGAAUAUGUCCAUGUACUGUUGAAUGGUGUACAUAUAGCAGAUAGAUAGUCAUAGGAAGGAUUUGGGAUAAAUCUAAAAGCUUUUACUUUUAAUAUUUCGGAUUAUUACGUUGAAAUUAAUCGUAACAACUGGAUAUAAAAUAUCACCGCUCAAGUCUUUGUAAAAUCGGAAUGAAAACGAAAGCGAGGGACACCCUUUUAACUUUCACUGACAUUAACCUGACUUUGAAAGAAAAGGCUAUACUCACAAACGUCAAUGGAGAAGCCAAAAGUGGGCAGAUUUUGGCGAUCAUGGGUCCCUCAGGUUCGGGAAAAACAUCUCUCCUCAACAUUCUGGCAGGGGAUCUUCCAAUGUCAUCAGGAACGGUAACCGUGAAUGAAAAGCCCUUUACAAAGUUACAAAAGCGAAAACUUGCUUACGUACUGCAGAGUGACAUUUUUUUGACAAAACUCACUCUGAGGGAGACAUUAUACUUUACCGCCAUGAUUAGACUUCCUGACCACGUGUCAAAAGCAGACAAACUGGCGCGAAUCGAUGAAAUUGUGGAUGCGCUUCAUUUAAGAAAUUGUCUGGACACAAUUAUUGGUGACUUCAUGCAUCGUGGAUUGAGUGGAGGAGAGAAAAAGAGAGCUAACAUAGCGUGUGAACUUCUCACAGAUCCUAACAUUAUGUUAAUUGAUGAGCCCACUUCCGGUCUUGAUUCUAGCACUGCUCACGUGCUGAUGGAAGAACUGAAGGACUUUGCCUCUCAGUACAACAAGACUUUGCUGAUUACCAUACACCAGCCUUCCAGUCAAAUCUUCCACAUGUUUUCUACACUACUCUUACUUGUCAGGGGUCACGCAGCCUACUUUGGGGGUGCGCAAAUGGCAUUGAAAUACUUUAGUGACCUCGGCCUUGACUUUCCAGGCCAAUAUAAUCCAUCUGAUAUCCUGUUAGAAUUACUUACAACAGACGAAGAAGUAAUCAAUAAAAUCAUUAAAGCAUCGACAUGGAAAGGCAAAAUACAAAACACGGAGAAGAAAAACUGUAUAGGUAAUGGCGUAGUUAACGGUAUUCACAGUAAAGAAGGAGAUGAAUAUACCCAGAAUUCCGUGUUGGGUCUUGGUUACUACAAAAAAGAUACAUGUACAUCCGAAAUAGUGUUGGAUAUUUCCUCUUUGGAAAAAGGUGUUCAAGCAAGAGUGGAAACGACAGGACCCUCGCACAACAAGAAAUGGCCGACCUCGUUUUGGACACAGUUCAAAAUGCUUUCUUGGCGAAAUGCCAAACAAUCAAGAUGGCGGAUUUUUGACGACUGCGUCCUGGCGCAUGCGGCAAUCGUUGCUAUUGCGUAUUGUGUUUUGUAUUAUCAGAUACCCGACACAAUUGAGACGCUUCGCGACAGAAUGGGGGCCGUUUUCUUUCCUUUAGUAUUUUGGGGAUUUGCUAUGGUGACAGACUCUGUGACUAGUUUUAUAGGAGAACGCGAAGUGGUGGUUAAGGAGAGGAAAGCAGGGGCCUACCGAUUGUCCGCGUACUACAUAGCCAAGAUGGUCAGUGAACUGCCAAUGCUCAUCAUACUCCCUAUAGUUCAACUUUCUGCCAUGUAUUGGAUGGCUGGGAUAGGAGGACCAAUAACAUUUGCAAUGUACAUCGGGAUCAACCUUCUAAAUUGUUUUACUAACCAGAGCAUUGGAUAUAUUAUUGGUGCUUGCGUUCCAAAGUUCAAAUACAGCAUAACAACCGUGAACACAAUAAUGGUCCUAUUCCUCAUAUUAGGUGGAUUUUUCAACACUCAUUUUCCUAGCUGGUUUGCCUGGGCUAAAUAUCUAUCUUUCCUGUACUAUCCAUUUGCAGCCAUUGUGACCUUGUUGUUUGGAGACAUUGAGCCUUUCAGUUGUGGCUCUUCCCAAACGUUCAAACAGUGCCAAAAUGAAACAGAACUUGUAACCGGAAGUGACGUUUUGCAUAGUAUGGGGAUUGACAUCCCUGUUUAUUGUAGCAUUGGAAUGAUGGCUGUAUUGGUUGUAGUAUUACGUAUCAUGGGGUAUUUUGCUUUAAAAUACAGAUUGUAAAACACACACAGAGAGAGAGAGAGAGAGAGAGAGAGAGAGAAUGAGAGAGAGAGGUCUUAAAUGUGACGUCUUGUAAUUUAAGGAUAAAGUUAUAUAUGUAAGUUUUUGGUCUGCAGUUUAAGUCUUUCUGUAAAUGUUCAUAUGCAGGACUAAUAACAGAGCAUGAUUGAUGAAAGUUUUACUGUGUUUGAUGGUAAAUAACAGACACUGUACAGAGAAAAUUCAGAAGAGGAAUGUUGCACUCCUGAACCUUUACCUUUCUUCCAUUGCUCUGUUAGGUAAGUUUAUCUAAAUAAAUUGUAUCAACUCUAAUUUGAUGAGUUAUACCAAUUUUUAGUAUUAAAUAUUUACUCGGGCGCACUACUGCACAUCAGUUGAUUUUUCUUCGGAUAAAACCCUGCAUCCUGAGUAAUUGUGCCUAGGAGCCUUGAAAUCUAGCAUGCAACAUUUGAUUUUUGUUUUGUAAUAUUAAAAUAAAUUGAAUGCACAAAACAUUUACCAUAAUUAAUGCAAUUAAAAGAGAUAACAACAUAAUGGUUUACUUUGUCUAUCCUUCUUUUCUGAUUACUGACUUUAGGGUAUUUUCAGCCCCUUGAGUGUUUCUGUCUCCAACGUCAAAGUACAAACUAUAAAGGACAUUGUUGUUCUCCCAAGUUUCUUCUGUCCUUUUCUAUAAAACAAUAAAAUUAGAACCUUAACGCUCCGAUAUUUUAAUAUUUAUUUUUCUAGGAAAUAGGUUUCAUGCAUUCAGUUUCGAAGGUCUUCAAACGUCAUGUAUAUACUAUGUCAUCAUGAUUGAAUCAUGGUUCUAACCUAAGGAACUGAUGGUUUUUAGUUUAUCAUAAAAUGGUUUUCUAUACAAGUUAGGAAAAAAUUAAUUUCCGUUUCUACCUACAUUUUAAGGGUUUUCCAUUAUUUAAAAAAUGUUAAUGCUU